AUGGCUGUUACACUCACGAAUGAAGACCAGCCGGCCCCGGCAACAGGAAUAAAUGUCGUUGUCGUUGGAGCUGGAUUUGGCGGCCUCGUCGCAGCAAUCGAAUGUCACCGACAAGGCCACAGCGUCUCCAUCUACGAGUCUUUCCCUGCGCUCAAAGUCCUCGGCGACAUCAUCUCCUUCGGCCCCAACGCCGGGCGAAUCUUCCACCGCUGGGAAAAUGGAAAAAUCGCAGCUAAGAUGCGAGCCCUUUCUAUCGAUCUGAGAGCCUACGGAUUUAAGAUUCACAAGUAUGAUACUGGUGAGGUGGUCUCACAUCAGAAGACUCCAGAGGGCGAUCCUGCUGCGCCGAAUUUCAAUGGGCAUAGAGGGGAGUUGCACCAGGUUGUUUUUGAGUAUGCGGAGAGUUUGGGUAUUCCUAUUCAUUUGGGGAGUAGGGUGGUGCAGUAUUUUGAAGACGGGGAGAAAGCGGGGAUUGAGUUGGAGAGUGGGGAGAAGAUUACUGGCGAUGUCGUUAUUGGCUCAGAUGGUGUGAGGUCGAAAGCUAGAACACUCGUACUGGGAUAUGAAGAUAAGCCUAAGAGCAGCGGAUAUGCAGUUUUCAGAGCUUGGUUCUCAAACAAAGACAUGAUCGCCGAUCCACGUACAGCACAGUUCUGCAAUAACGGCGAUACCUUCAACGGUUGGAUUGGCCCAGACGUACAUUUCCUCUUCAGCACAAUCAAAAAUGGCUCGGACUGCUGCUGGGUACUCACUCACCGUGACGAAGCCGAUAUUGACGAGUCUUGGUCACUUCCUGGGAAGCUCGAGGAUGUAUACAAAGUUCUUGAGGGCUGGGAUCCGAUGUGCAAAGCUAUUGUUGAGAAAACACCUAGUCUUGUGGACUGGAAGCUCGUGUACAGAGAUCCGCUACCGACUUGGGUGUCCAAAGGCGGACGAAUCGCUUUGCUUGGAGAUUCGGCACAUCCUUUCCUACCAACCAGCGCGCAAGGGGCAACGCAAGCACUCGAGGACGGCGUCACGUUAGCGAUCACUUUGAGGAGAGCGGGGAAGGGAGAUAUCCCCACGGCGGUACGUGCAUACCAAGCGAUUCGGUACGAUAGAGUGAAAGCUGUGCAGAAGACGGGCGAGACGACGAGGGAUAUGUGGCACAAGGCGGAUUGGGAGAAGGUCAAGAAAGAUCCGAAGUUAGUGGAGUUCCCUAGAGAAGAUUGGAUAUUCUUGCAUGAUGCGCAGCAACAUGCUGAGGAGGUUUAUGAUGAGGUUGUUAAAGCUUUGUAG
This is a messenger RNA of Cadophora gregata, 1278 nucleotides long. RefSeq lists its product as uncharacterized. Gene Ontology annotation, biological process: secondary metabolite biosynthetic process. The record is from RefSeq and is a predicted model, not a curated record. The transcript has 4 exons. Gene Ontology annotation, molecular function: monooxygenase activity; FAD binding. The coding region runs from base 1 to 1278 and encodes 425 amino acids. Lineage: Eukaryota; Fungi; Ascomycota; Leotiomycetes; Helotiales; Ploettnerulaceae.